AUGUUCCGAACAGGUCUUGUACGUUCCCUAUUUGCAGUCGCUCGCGUGGCUUCAAAGCCAGCUACUGUAGUUCGCUGCUUCUCUCCUUUGGUUACUCCGACCAAUAGUCAAUUGCUGCGAACGGUGCGAAGCAAUGCACCUCUCUUCCGUUCAUUUGCGACGGGGAAUUUGACAUCCAAAGAGAUUUUGGCGAGAAUUGAUGCAUGCGGUAUCAACGAUGCGGGAAAGGAGAAGGUGGUCGCCGAUGAGGUGAAGAAGAAGAAUUUUUCUGCGCUGCGUGAAGUGGGUGAUGUAUUGGUUGAGAAACCCGAGACCAAGGAGCUGGGCAUUCUGUGCUACGUCCAGGCUGCUGAUGCGGGCGAUAUGCUUAGCCAGUUCGCAGUGGGCAAUCUGUACCUCCAGCGCUACUGGCAAGAGAAGAUGCGUCCUGACUACGACAUGAAAAAGAUGAACGAUCUUAUGGACAAAGCGAAGAUUUGGUACGAUUUAUCCGCCAAACAGGGGUACAUCCCCGCGAAAGUGGGUCUCGCCAAGAUGCUCCUCGAGGACCCCACGCACGACAACGUGGCGCAGGCGAUCGCGAUCUACGAAGAAGCCGACAAGGCCAACAACGUCGACGCGACCUACAACCUCGGCUUCAUCUACUACGAGGGCCUGUACAACACGCCGAAGGACCGCGUGAAGGGCUUCCGGUACAUCGAGCGCGCGGCGGAGCUGGGCGACGUGUCGGCGUGCUACUUCCUGGGCUUCGCUCACCACCACGGACUGUUCGAGCACGACAAUCCGAACGCGGCGCAGCCGACGACGGCGAAGGCGGGCGAAGGCGGAGAGCGGCUGUGCGAAGCGGACGCGGCGCGAUGCAUGGAGUAUCUGAGCAAGGCGGUGCAGGGAGGACACUCGAAGGCCAUGCUGUAUUUGCACCAGAUGUACCACAAUGGCGAUGGCGUUGAGAAGAACGCGCAGAAGAGCAAUGACUAUCUGAUGAUGGCCAUGCGGACCGGCGAUCCCGAAGCGCUGUUCAUUCGGGGAAAUCAGCUCUAUUCGGGAGACGAAGGCGUGAAGCAGGAUAAGAAGGAAGCGUUGAAGCUUUUCUUAGAAUCGGGGAAACGUGGAAACGCGGAUGCCAUGUGUAGUGCGGGAGCGAUGGUGUAUAAUGGCGAGGGACAGGAGAAGGACCUCAAAAAAGCCUUCGAGCUGUACACAAACGCGGCCUCGCUGGGAUCAUUAGCCGCUGUGAAGAACAUCGCUUCGAUGUAUUUACUGGGCGAAGGCGUGGAGAAAGACCCGGAAACGGCAAAGAAUCUAAUGCGGUUCAUCGAGGAAGAGGAGAAGAAGAAGCAGAAGAGCGAAAACUCCUCGUUUUCUGUUUAUUGCAACAAACAAACCCACAAAAGAGAGCUGCGGAACAGCACCACACGCAACGUUUCAUUGUUUCCACUGUUUCCACUGUUUCCACUGUUUCCACUGUUUCCACCUUCGAUCUUGCCGACUUUGCACCCGCACUGCGGAUUGGGACACUUCAAAUCGCUCGCUCGCGCUUGCACCUGCCGCUGGAUCCAGCCGCAGCAAUCGCACUCGAGCUCUUCGUGCUGCAGAGCGCUUUGGCGCCAGCGAUCGAAGCACUGCAAAAAGUCGGUAACAACGCGGCGAACUCGAUUCGAACGUUCCUGGGAAAUCGGGGUUUCGCUACACAAACGGCAAAGACAGAGCACUAGUUCGUCGACUGCGCCACGCCAGGAGGCGAAAAAAGAGGAAGAGGCAGGGGAUGAAGCAUCGAAUUCUUCCGAAGCAGAAUUGGAUGAUUCGUCGAAUUCUUUGCAAAAUAGUACGGAAAGAAUGGAGGAAAAAUCGUUGACGUCCUGA
Messenger RNA from Blastocystis hominis, 1863 nucleotides. RefSeq lists its product as hypothetical. The record is from RefSeq and is a predicted model, not a curated record. Gene Ontology annotation, molecular function: protein binding. The transcript has 6 exons. Lineage: Eukaryota; Bigyra; Opalinata; Blastocystidae. Bases 1 to 1863 code for a protein of 620 amino acids.